This is a messenger RNA of Aegilops tauschii subsp. strangulata, 1213 nucleotides long. The record is from RefSeq and is a predicted model, not a curated record. Lineage: Eukaryota; Viridiplantae; Streptophyta; Magnoliopsida; Poales; Poaceae.
UUGUGCUGUUGUAUGGAUGAGAAGACGAAGAAAAGGUUUGUUUUAAUCAUGAUUCAUUCACUAAAACAUUCGUCUAAAAAGAAAAACUAUUAUUUCUUAUGUAGUCAGCCUUUAGGUUUGAGCUCCAGAUUAAGAUUGUAUAUUUGUGUGUCCUAUCACUAUAGGAAAGGUAAACUUACACCAUCAAGCUGCCAUGAAUAAGCCGGAAGAAUACCCAUAUGUUUGGAGAUUGGAUGAGAAUAGUUCAGAGUUCACUCUGUUUGACUUCUCUGAGAUAUUGCAUGCUACAAACAACUUCUCCAAAGAAGCCCAACUUGGGCAAGGUGGUUUUGGCCCUGUCUACAAGGGCCAAUUACCAGAUGGAAUGGAAAUUGCAGUUAAAAGGCUUGCCUCACAUUCAGGACAGGGUUUCAGAGAAUUUAAAAAUGAAGUGGAACUUGCUGCAAAACUACAACACAAUAAUUUGGUCAAGCUCAUGGGAUGUUGCAUUCAGGGAGACGAAAAACUUUUGGUGUACGAAUAUUUGGCAAAUAAGAGCUUGGACUUCUUUAUAUGUGAUGAAAGCAGAAUAACUUUGGUUGAUUGGAGUAAAAGACGUGUGAUAAUUGAAGGGAUAGCCCAAGGUCUUAUGUAUCUCCACAAGCACUUGCGGUUGCGUAUCAUACACAGAGAUCUUAAAGCCAGCAACAUUCUCUUACACCUGGACAUGAAUCCUAAAAUUUCUGACUUUGGGCUAGCAAAAACAUUCAGCUCCAAUGAUACUGAAGGAAGCACAGAGAGGGUGAUGGGAACACAUGGUUAUAUGUCUCCGGAGUAUGCAUCUCAAGGGAUUUACUCGGUCAAAUCUGACGUAUUCAGCUUUGGUGUGUUACUUCUCGAGAUUCUUAGUGGAAAAAGGAAUACUGGUUUCCAUGGGCAUGAAGACUUUGUUAACCUCCUUGGAUAUUCAUGGCAACUAUGGGAAGGUGGACGUUGUCUUGAGCUUGUAGAAGCAUCGAUUGCUAGUGAGGUCCAUGCGGCGGAGGCUACGAGGUACAUUAACAUUGCACUAAUGUGCGUACAAGAGCAUGCAGACGAUCGACCGACCAUGUCAAACGUUGGCACGAUGCUAAACAGCGAGAGUGUUGUUCUUCCGGAGCCUAACCAUCCGGCAUACUUCAACCCAACAGCAUCUAAGGAAGAUGAAUCGGCUAGUGUUCCAUGCAGCGCGUGA